Monascus purpureus is the source of this 3236-nucleotide messenger RNA. The record is from the annotation of a GenBank genome assembly. NCBI's taxonomy places the organism in Eukaryota, Fungi, Ascomycota, Eurotiomycetes, Eurotiales, Aspergillaceae.
GCCAAUUCGUAUCCUUAUCUGUCUUCUUUCUUUCUCUUUUUCGAUGGCAUGUUGUUCUUGAACCGAAAAGGAAUAUUUAAUUUCACACCUCCUUCCGCCGUCCCUCUUAGCAUGCGUUCCGCAUUCGACAUCGCAUUAAUACCUCGUCCCUCACUUUGAGAGCGCCCUCAUGCCGAGCAUAAAUCAUGGCUCUAUCAUCGGGAAUAGAUGGGAAUCUGGCGGUCCGAUCAGAGUCACUGGUGCAACAGUACCUGCAAGAAAAACCAACGGUUGAGCCUUCGUUACAGAAAUCGGUGAUUCCGGCCGUGCGGCCGCUGUCGACCUUCGAACGAGUCUUUACCACGCACGCGCCGGUUCUAGAGUCACUCCUACUCCUCAUUCCUACAGAUACUAUUCUUAAGCUCUAUCAGACCUCGUCCUACCUCCGGAACUUUCUCAGUUCGUACCCGACAGCAUGGAAGUAUCUUUCCUUCCGCUUGUUCUAUCCCUCCGGAACCCAGCCUCCAGGAGGAGCUCACGUCGUCAUCCCAGGCUCGUUGACAGCUGAUCCUGCGAAUCCGCGUCGUUCCCAACCGUAUGCCCUUGACCAGUUGCUGAUGAACGUGCUGGUGCCGUUUAGUCCUUGUUUGACGAUGUUGGAAUUGGAUAACACGGCGGUAUCCGGGCAGAUUCUCAUUUCAAUCGUGUUGCAUUCACGAAGGGAGACUUUGGAGCAUCUCUCUGUGCGCGGGUGCAAGAAUGUUUCGUUGAAAUAUCACAUUGUUCCCUAUCUCACAAUGUUUGGUUUGCAGUACGAUGUGGAUAUGGCGAGAAACAUCGGCAGCUCGCCGGCUACGAAACGACUGGCAUUGAAGAGUCUCUAUACGUAUCGGUGCCGUCAUCAUAGACGGCGACCUUAUCUCUCUUCAUCCCUGACGCGAAAGGAUUCAGACUCGGAACCGACGCAUGAGCUGGUGAACCUGUGUCAUAAACUGGGGAUCUGGACGGAUACGGCUUGGUGUACGACUCCGGCAGGUAGAUGUUUGAGAAGAAGGGGAUAUGUUUCUAUGAGGGUUCCACAAGGAUCUCCGGAGGUCUGGGUUGUCUUUGAUAGACUGUGGCGGUCAAAGAAUUGGAUCGGCCCGGUAGAGCAGACGGGUCGGCCUCCGAGGAGAGAUGGGAAACUGUGGGAACACGAGGAGACUGGGUGCUAUGGGGAGCCGCUAGGGACAGGGCAUGGGGGAGACUUUGGUGAGGGCAAGAUGAAGCCUGCUCACCUGCGUCAGAGCCAUAGGCAAUUUGUUGAGAAUAUCCGCUGUGACAACUGCUGCGAGACAAUUGCAGAGAGGUGUGAACAAUGCAGUAUUUUGAUGCAUUGCGUUGGGUGUCGGAAGACUCUCUGUGCAAGCUGCGCUUAUGAAAGACCCUACCCACGACUUCGACUUCGUUCUGAAUCCUCAUUAUUAUUAUCAUCUUCAUCCUCAGCAGCACCGGAGCAGAGUCUGUGGUGGGCACCGGGAGCUACUAUUUCCCCGUGUCUCAUGCACGACCCCCUAGCCCUUGAUCAUACGGAAAAUAAUGUCAACAAUGCCCCAUUCAACACCUACCCUGCUAUCAAAUUCCACUGGUGUUGUACCGAACCCAUAUUUUCGGGGGGAGGUGGAAUCAGCAUCGGAUCUCCAGGUCGAGAUGUGGACGUGGUGAGGGCUGUUCCUUUACCCAAGGGACAAGGCUGGGAGGACACAGAAUAUUCGGUCAAUGAGUGGAGCAGAACGUUUCCUAAAGAUGCUUACGGCAACCCGAACAACCCAGAUUACUCCCUGGAGACAGGGCACCUUACCAUGAUGAAGUGGCUAUUAGGAUCGCCUAGCCGGCAAGUUUCUGCCUGUCCGCGGAAUUUAUGUCAGGAGUGCUAUGAUUCCCCGCAAUGGAAGGUUCACUGUAAAUGCUGUUCCAAGCCUUUGUGUAUCGAACAUGAUCUCCGUGGUCUCCGGCUACGGAUAUGCGGAUACCGGGACCUUGCCCUGGAAAGGCUAGCGAUCCAGAGCCGCGCUGGAGCUAGUUCACAGGGCUCUAAUAAUUCUCUAGGGACUCUGAACCCAGCUUCCAGGGUUUGGCCACCGUUCCGCCCGCCGAGGGUGCCUGAUUCUACUGGCAGCAGCCUCAGCGAUGGAAAUCCCGUAGACGGCUUAAUCAACUUCGACAGCGCAGUCUUGCAAGAUCCACUAGAACCUGCUCUUCCUCGUACUAGUCGUGCUUCGCGGAGUUUCUCGGCGACUAAGUCCAUUCAUUCACGUUCAUCAUCACCUUCAUCUAUAGAAUUUGAAUCGUCUUUGGAAGAAGCUAAAUGGCAAGGGUGCCAGUCCUUCUUCUGUCCCCAAUAUCGUGCAGUUGGCGACCAGCGACAGCGGUGCAACAGUGUCCUCCGCGAGUGCACAACAUGCUCUGUCUACGUCUGCCAGGAUUGCGUCAAUGCGAAUCCCCCCUGCCGGUGCUCAUUCUGCGAGACCAAUUACCGUUGCCCAAACUGCCGGAAAGUUCGCGAGAACGACGGUAUGUGCCGGAAACUCGAAGAAGAAGAGAGAGAAAGACGCAGGAUACAAUGGAAAAAGGACAGAGACGCUCUGCAGGGGAUCAUCGAGCGGAGGAUGGCAGAUGAAAUGGCAGGGUUCGCUCAGCAGUUCUUCACCUGUCUCUAUGGUCGGUAUUCGGAAGAGACGUUUGGACAGCAGCAAUAUGAAGAUCAGAAUGCGGAGAUGAUGGAUCUGGACGAGGAAUUCUCCGCCAACUUCUUCGAUUCUAUCGGCACUGGAGUUGCCGAGGAGAUUGAAGAUGUCGAAGCAACUGGCGCGGAUGACGAGCCGUUCGCCAAUCGACCUGGUGUCGAGGACGACUCUCCGACCUUUGAUGGUUCGGACGAAGAAACUCAUGGAAUAUAACGGGUCCCCCUUACUAAUUACAGGGCUGGAGCUCGUGCUUCGUAUGCCUAUCUAUAUGCCUUAAUCCAUUCCCGGAGAAAUAGCGGCGUUUAAUGCGGACAUUUUCAUCAUUGUUUGACGUACCAUGUCGGUAUUACAAAAAAAGAAUAGGGUGUUCUAACAGGAGGGGAUAAUACUUUUCUGAUCUAGCAUGCGCUGGCGUUGAGAUCAAUGUAUGGAUGUAUCUAAUUAGCGGGUUUCUGCUUGCCAGAUCUCAGCUAGUGUACUGCGACAAAUUGAAUUAAUUGGUUUUUAAUUGAUAUUUCAUAUGAAUCUGUG